Messenger RNA from Diaporthe amygdali, 1278 nucleotides. RefSeq lists its product as uncharacterized. The record is from RefSeq and is a predicted model, not a curated record. Bases 1 to 1278 code for a protein of 425 amino acids. NCBI's taxonomy places the organism in Eukaryota, Fungi, Ascomycota, Sordariomycetes, Diaporthales, Diaporthaceae. The transcript has 3 exons.
AUGUCCCUCGAAUCAUUCUGCAGUAUACUGCGCAUCGAUACACCAACAUACUCACUGCCCUCUGCUCAUGCCAUGGCUGACGGUGUGACCAUCGACUACGAAACAUUCCGCCAUGUCGGACAGAUUGACUAUGGACAAGAGACCACGGCAGAGAAGGCAAGCCGACUGCUGAAGGAGGAGAGCCAGCUCGACACAAUGCUGCAGAUGCCCAUGUACAAGAAUCUUCCGAUUACUGGCUUUAGGUAUGAUUGGAAACAGUUUUACGACACCGAUGGUCUGUUCACCCUCGAAUCCAAGCGUUCGCGCCGUAUGAAGAAAGCUUUCAACGAUCAUGUCCAAGACCUCGAUGCGGAGAACAUGGACAGAUUCUGCGCUGAGCUCUCCAAUAAGGCGACCGCUCGGCUCGACGAUCUUUCAGAUACGGCUGCGGCAGACUUCUGGGGAUAUGUUGCCAAGGAGAUUGGAAUUCACAAUCCUGCAGAUACUGCGGAAAAUCUAGUGGUAUGGGACUGGGCAAUGAAGCUAGUGGCUGCGCGCACCAUUUGUAGCCAAGAGGACAAAAACGAGAAGGUCGACGAGCUCCUGGGUUCUGACACUGGCGGUGAUACGACGAUGGCUGACCAGCCAAACAAGAAGUCGCAGCUGAAACUUCUCAGCCUCGCAGCUCAAGCUGUGGACAAAUUCCUCUCCGUAGGAAUCUCUAAGUACGGUGGCAGGCCCGAGAAAUUGAAAGCCAUCAUGCGACACCAUGUGAUCAUCGGCUCAGACAAGAAUUGCCCCGAAAAGACAUCUAGAAAGGGGUCAGCUGCGGCAGAGAAUGCCGCGUUGAACAAGUUGUAUCUACCGGUUAAUGUGGCACCCAGAAUCGAGAAUGGAUUUCGAAUCCGCAAGGCACGAUUCGGUUCCCAAGUCUCCGUCGGAAAUCCUGCAUGGUGGGGCUGUAUCAACCGGUUCACGAGCUCGAACGGGACUUCAGGGCCUCAGCAGUCACUGGCAGCGCCUGAGGUUCACUCCGAGAGCACUAGCCACUCGCACAAGAUUGAUGAUCUCAUCAUUGGAAUACACAGCACCAAUAUUCAGAGCACUCCGGCGGCUCCUCAGAUCUUGGUCAACCUUGCGUUGAGAACGAACAACCCACUGAAGCGACCACGCAACGAUCCCGAGGGGGCAGAAGAUGGCGGGAGCGGUAAUCAAAAACCGGUCAAGGUUCUGAAGACCUCCCUGGGCCAUACGAGUGCUUCGGACUCGUCAUCACAAAAGCAUGAUCCUCAGGCCUAG